This is a messenger RNA of Acomys russatus (golden spiny mouse), 1506 nucleotides long. RefSeq names its product adenylosuccinate lyase (gene Adsl). NCBI's taxonomy places the organism in Eukaryota, Metazoa, Chordata, Mammalia, Rodentia, Muridae. Gene Ontology annotation, biological process: 'de novo' AMP biosynthetic process. Bases 38 to 1492 code for a protein of 484 amino acids. The record is from RefSeq and is a predicted model, not a curated record. Gene Ontology annotation, molecular function: (S)-2-(5-amino-1-(5-phospho-D-ribosyl)imidazole-4-carboxamido) succinate lyase (fumarate-forming) activity; N6-(1,2-dicarboxyethyl)AMP AMP-lyase (fumarate-forming) activity. Gene Ontology annotation, cellular component: cytosol. The transcript has 13 exons.
UACUCGUGUCGGCCUUGGCCCGGGUGGCGUGGUGAAGAUGGCUGCAGCCGGCGACCCUGGCGGUCAUGAAAGCUACCGUUCUCCGCUGGCGGCCCGCUACGCCAGCCUCGAGAUGUGCUUCUUGUUCAGCGACAGGUACAAGUUCCAGACGUGGCGGCAGCUGUGGUUGUGGCUGGCGGAGGCCGAGCAGACACUGGGGUUGCCCAUCACAGAUGAACAGAUCCAGGAGAUGAGGUCAAACCUGAGCAACAUUGACUUCCAGAUGGCCGCCGAGGAGGAGAAACGGCUGCGCCAUGAUGUCAUGGCUCACGUGCACACGUUCGGCCACUGCUGUCCGAAAGCUGCGGGCAUCAUCCAUCUGGGCGCCACCUCCUGCUACGUUGGAGACAAUACAGACCUGAUUAUCCUAAGAAAUGCUUUUGACCUGCUUUUGCCAAAGCUUGCUAGAGUGAUCUCGAGGCUUGCCGACUUUGCCAAGGAACAUGCUGACCUGCCCACCUUAGGCUUCACACACUUUCAGCCUGCUCAGCUGACCACAGUUGGGAAACGCUGCUGCCUUUGGAUUCAAGACCUUUGCAUGGAUCUCCAGAACUUAAAGCGUGUUCGUGACGAGCUACGUUUCCGGGGAGUGAAGGGCACCACUGGCACACAGGCCAGCUUCCUGCAGCUCUUCGAGGGGGAUCACCAGAAGGUGGAGCAGCUGGACAAGAUGGUGACAGAAAAGGCAGGGUUUAAAAGAGCUUUCAUCAUCACAGGACAGACCUACACACGGAAAGUGGACAUUGAAGUGCUGUCUGUGCUGGCCAGCUUAGGGGCGUCAGUACACAAGAUUUGCACUGACAUACGCCUCCUGGCCAACCUGAAGGAGAUGGAGGAGCCCUUUGAGAAGCAGCAGAUCGGCUCGAGUGCGAUGCCAUACAAGCGCAACCCCAUGCGCUCUGAACGUUGCUGCAGCCUGGCCCGCCACCUGAUGGCCCUUACCAUGGACCCACUACAGACGGCUUCCGUGCAGUGGUUUGAACGCACACUGGAUGAUAGUGCCAACCGACGGAUCUGUUUGGCUGAAGCGUUUCUCACGGCAGACACUGUGUUAAAUACCCUGCAGAACAUUUCUGAAGGAUUGGUGGUGUACCCCAAAGUAAUUGAACGACGCAUUCGGCAAGAGCUGCCUUUCAUGGCCACAGAGAACAUCAUCAUGGCGAUGGUCAAGGCUGGGGGCAGCCGACAGGACUGUCAUGAGAAAAUCAGAGUGCUCUCCCAGCAAGCAGCUGCCGUGGUUAAACAGGAAGGCGGUGACAAUGACCUUAUAGAGCGCGUUCGGGCAGAUGCCUACUUCAACCCCAUUCACUCACAGUUGGAGCAGCUGUUAGACCCCUCUUCUUUCACUGGCCGAGCACCCCAGCAGGUCCACAGGUUCCUAGAAGAGGAAGUUCAUCCCCUGCUGAAGCCCUACGGGGAUGUGCUGGCGGGGAAAUCAGAGCUGUCUCUGUAGCAGGGAAGACAACG